UGUAGGUAACUCGACAUCCAGGUUUAAGCAUCAAUGAAGGUUGUCAAUGCGUUUUGGGGUGCGUGUCCACUGGAAAAACCCAAGAAUAUCCUACUGAGUCAAUGGAAGAAUGUCCAAGCUAUACCAAGGCGUCCCAAGAAAGGCUCUGUGGCAACAAUGAUGAAGAAGGAGAUGAGAAUUCAAAACAUCGUUUCGAUUGUAAAAUUAACCGAAACCGACUGGUGUCCAAACUAUUUUACCUGUUCUACUUCUCGGCUUUUGGAUCGCUGUGGCCCUAUCUAUCAUUGUACUUUAAACAGUUGUUUUUAUCACCAAGACAGCUGGGCAUCCUUGUGGCUGUUCGAUCUCUUGUACAAUUUGUUUUCACACCUGUUUGGGGAGCUCUGGCGGAUCGCUUCAAUAAAAGUAAAUUUGUUUUAUUAUUAGGAUUGUCAGCUUGGCUAUUGUCAACAUUUUCUCUGGCUAUAAUACCGAUAGGAGAAAGACCGAAAGCCUGCUAUGAGAUGAACUCUUUGUCUUUGUCAUUGUUCCAAAAUGCCUCUACGGGUAACACUAACUUCACAAGCUUAACACCACGAUCGCAUCGACUUAAGAAUUCCGUCGAUCAUCACCACACUUCAACGCGAUCCUACGAGUCUAUUUUUGGAUCCAGUAGAUUUCUUCCAUGGGCCUUAAGCUUUUUCUCGAGUGGAUAUGAGCCUGAGAAAUCGACAAAACUCAAAGAAGAUACGUUUCCAGACCUAAAAUACUAUCCCUCCCCUGAGAAAAUCUCCGAUUCUUCUCGGCUGUUCAUUUUUAUGGUUUGCGUUAUAGUAUUUGGACAGAUUUUUGCGUCACCAACACAAUGCUUGGCGGAUACAGCCACGCUGCAGAUUCUUGCGGAGGACAGCCAUGAAUAUGGAAAGCAAGCUUUUUGGGGAUCAGUCGGUUAUGGAAUGACCGCAUUUAUCGUUGGCACGUCUAUAAGUGGACCGAAAACCCUUAAUCCUUGUAGCCAGGAAAUGGACAUCAACUAUAUUCCUUGCUUCUAUGUGUUUGCUUUCUUCAUGGUGGCUGCAUUGAUUGUAGCAAGUCGGUUUAACUUUAAACCUGUCGAUCACUCACAAUGUAAAGAAACUGCAAUAGGUGGACUAAAAGUGCUUAAAAACUUCGACUAUGCCUUUUUUCUAUUCAUUGUAUUUUUUUGUGGCACAGCUUUUGGUUUUAUACAAACAUUUCUCUUCUGGCAUCUUCGUGAAUUAGGCGGGCAACAGAUGUUGUUUGGGUUGAUAAUUCUGGCAAACAGCACAGCAGAAGUGGUAGUGUAUCUUUUAUCAGAGCGUCUUCUUCGGAACAUCGGGCACUUCAGGGUGAUGUACUUGGGACUUCUGUGCUACGCUCUGCGAUUCUUUUACUACUCAUAUUGUAGCAGACCUUGGCUUUUUUUACCUAUAGAACUUAUUCAAGGAAUAACAACAGCCGCUGUUUGGUCUUCGUUUGUGUCCCAUGUUGGUGCAGAGCCCGGUGUGGCAACGACACUCCAAGGGCUCGUUAACGGCUUUUACACUGGUUUAGGUUACGCCAGCGGCGGUCUUCUGGGAGGAGUUAUGGUUCACGAAUUUGGUACCAGGACAGCUUUUCUCGUUUUUGGAGAGUUAAGUUUGAUAGUUCUUUUUGUUUUUAUUAUAGUAAAUAAUGUUCGCCAAACAGAAAAGAAAAAUGAAAUUCAUUUCAAAACUUUUAGCCAAGCAGAUGAGUUUGAACAAUAGAUUAGCAAUGUUAUGCAUGGGAGAAACAGAUACAAUAAAUUUCUAAUUGCCAAAAACAGGUUGUUAAAUUGUUUUCGCACAAAAUCAUUGUUCUCGAUCAAUGAUUCAAAUAAAUCUUACGCCUUAAAAAGUAGAUAGAAAAAAGUUAUUUUCCUUUUGAGUUUUUCUAAUAUACUGGGAAAAAGUCAAUUACUUGAAGUGAUGUAUCAUUUGUAUCGUUAUCCCUCGUUUUCCUAGUAGUUUACGAGAGAUGAA
Molecule: messenger RNA, 2003 nt
Organism: Orbicella faveolata
Lineage: Eukaryota; Metazoa; Cnidaria; Anthozoa; Scleractinia; Merulinidae
Product: major facilitator superfamily domain-containing protein 6-like
Cellular component (GO): membrane
Molecular function (GO): transmembrane transporter activity
Source: RefSeq, a predicted model, not a curated record